Mya arenaria is the source of this 1609-nucleotide messenger RNA. Its product is annotated as ubiquitin-conjugating enzyme E2 G2. Bases 107 to 604 code for a protein of 165 amino acids. The transcript has 5 exons. Gene Ontology annotation, cellular component: cytosol; endoplasmic reticulum. Lineage: Eukaryota; Metazoa; Mollusca; Bivalvia; Myida; Myidae. The record is from RefSeq and is a predicted model, not a curated record.
UGAUUUGAACCAAUGAACUCGGAUUGUCCAAAGCAUGAAAAUAUACUCCUAAAUUGAAGAGUCAAGGUUUGACAGAUGUGGCACAAGAAAAACAAAUUGCAAUAAAAUGGCAGGAUCAGCAUUAAAGAGGCUAAUGGCUGAAUAUAAACAGCUGACACUGAACCCACCAGAGGGAAUCAUAGCAGGACCAGUUAAUGAAGAAAACUUCUUUGAAUGGGAAGCGCUUAUCAUGGGGCCAGAGGGUACCUGUUUUGAAGGGGGUGUAUUUCCUGCCAGACUAGCAUUUCCACCUGACUACCCACUGGGCCCUCCGAAGAUGAAGUUCACAUGUGAUCUUUUCCAUCCUAACAUUUACCCUGAUGGGCGGGUAUGUAUAUCUAUACUACAUGCCCCAGGGGAUGAUCCAAUGGGCUAUGAGACAAGUGCUGAGCGGUGGAGCCCUGUACAGAGCGUGGAAAAGAUACUGCUCUCAGUUGUCAGCAUGCUAGCAGAGCCUAAUGAUGAAAGUGCGGCCAAUGUGGAUGCUGCCAAGAUGUGGCGGGAUGAGCGAUCCAAAUUUGAAGAAAUGGCAGCUAAACAUGUCCGCAAGAGCCUUGGAUUAUGACACCCAUUGGAUACUGUUGACAGAGAUUUAUAGACAAUAUGGACAGAUUUGGGGGUGUGGAUAGCAACGUUGAUUACACCUGUCAUCAAUGUAAGACUUAAAUGAACAAGUCUGAAAACUACCACUAUUACUUGACAUAACUUUAUUAACAGGCCUUGCUUUAUAAAAUCCAAAUUUUGUACAAGUCCGAAAAACAAAUACCAGGCAAUGCAGGGCUUGCAGGCUGGUGCUAAUUUCAACAUCUGAUACAUGGACAGUAUAUUCUGGUAUAUGCUGUCCAACUAGACAUGUGCUGCAUUUAGAAUAAACUUUCUCUUAGCCUCUCAAAAAGGACUCUGUAUUCAAAAAUCAACUUAGAUCUAACUUAAUUUUAGAGUGGAAUCCUGAGUGUUCUGAUUGGACUGUAAAAGUAAUUGGUCAAUAGUAUGUAGACUGAAUGCUGAAUGGAUUCACGAGGUAUGUUUAAGGAGAAGAAAUAUACUUAUUAUCAAGGAAACUGACCUGCCCAUGAUCCAUAUCAGCUUACAUCUACCAUCAUGAUCAAGUUGAAAUAAAUAGAAAUCUAAAGGUUAGACCUGAUAUGAACUAUACAAUGUAUGAAAUGGGUGUUUCCAUUUUACAUAUCUGUUUUAUUCUUGAUUGUCUGUGAUCAAGAAAGGUUUAUGUAGUACGUUUAUAUGAAAUUUAUUCAUUUUUACUUACAAUAUUAAUUGUUUGUGUACAUCAUACCAUUCAUGUACAUAUUUGUCACAUUUAAAUGAAAAUGGAACAUUAUUAUUCAUUUGUUGCCAAACUUUUUUUAUUUAUUUUUUUAAAUUAUAACAUAAAAAGUGUCUAAUAAAUAAUUAUUAAUCAGUUAAUUCAAUAGUUAUUAUAGAAAUUUAGAAAAUGAAAUAUUAAUGAAUUUGUUGCAUACAUGUUGUUGCAAGUCUAUGAUAUUGUGUAUUCUUUAUUUGAUCAUUGUUUUCGAUAACCUGAAAUGUGCAAUUUAUUAUAAAAUAAAUU